AUUUCUCUCUCAAUCUAAAAAACAACAUUUAAAGUCGGUCGAUACUUACACUGGACUUACCCAAAUACAACUUGCUUUCCCGCUACUACACAUCCAUCUAUCGAUACAGUUUUAAGCUAAGUAAUUAGUUAAUCAAUAUGUCCUCUCCUGAAAUUAACAAUUAUACUGGUGACAAACGUCAAGCUCCCAGAAAUAGAUUCAGAUGGGUACGGAGAUUGAUGCAAGGUCAAAACCGCGUUCACCACGUGAAUCUUGCGAACCAACACGAUCUGAAUCUGCAACGACCUCAGACAACAUCUUCAGACACACAUAUGCGAAACACCCAUGCACCUAGAACAAGGACUCGCAGAUCAGCCCUGGACUCAGCAACAAAGUCAAGUGAAGAUAAUCAAGGGAUUAACUCUGACGAGGAAGGAAAUGCCGAUUUAACAAUUCGUGAUUUUACCAGUCCAGAUGAUCGUUCCAUUGGGGCAUUAAGUGACCAAAUUAGUGACAAUAUAAGUACAAUCCCGUUAAAAUCUAUAAUAUCAUCCCAAUCGACAAAAUCAGCUUCGAUUAUUAGUGACAAUCAGCACGAUCAAACUUCUUUGAUUGCUUCAACCGCAGAAACAUCAUUAGCACCAAGCUCGAAUACCAAUUAUACCUUUGCCCCGAACAAUAAUACCGGAGCUGGUACCCCAACCGGAAUAACCUUUGGAAAUACUUUGUCGGUAGCAUCUCCUAUUGGCCUCGAUCGAGAUAGUGAAUCAAUUGUUACAUUGGCAAGUUCGUCAAGAAGAAUCAGAAGAAGAAGUAUAGAUACAAACUGCAGUACAACUGCAAUCCCCCCUGCUUCUAUAAUGGAAAGAUUGAGUGUACAGCCUACGGUUGGAAAUAGCAGUACCUAUGCCACCAGUGUUCGAACUUCUGAUAGAACCAGUCAAUUUGAUGCGUCACAACAUUAUGACGAUCAAAGUAGCUCCGUCAAGAGCUUCAAUUAGGGAAAUAUAAUAUAAAGCUUACUAAAAUCCUCCGAGAAAUGGUGAUGUUUGUGAUGAUUGAAGUUAACAAUUUUGGUAGUAUUUUCAUUUCUAUAUUUAUAUUGCUGUGUUUGAAAAAAAAUUUUUUUUUUUAUUAUUUUUUUCUCUUGAGUUUAAUUAGAUAAUCUACAUGAUUCAGUAUGGUGUACAUAUGCUCAUAAUCAUAGCAUAAUGCUUGAGCCCGCUGGUGGUUGCAAAAGUUAAAUUC
Messenger RNA from Spathaspora passalidarum NRRL Y-27907, 1227 nucleotides. RefSeq lists its product as uncharacterized. The record is from RefSeq and is a predicted model, not a curated record. The transcript is spliced from 2 exons. The coding region runs from base 138 to 980 and encodes 280 amino acids. NCBI's taxonomy places the organism in Eukaryota, Fungi, Ascomycota, Pichiomycetes, Serinales, Debaryomycetaceae.